AAUGUAUUGAUGUGUGACUCAUAACGUGUAUAAACGAGUUGUUUAUGCAUUGAUUUCAAGCCAUUCGUGAAAAUAAUUGAGUGAUCAUUAAAUUCGGACAACACUUCAUAAACGAUGGGUCUCUUCGGCAAAGACCAGUCAAAGUCACCCAAAGAACAGGUGCGUGAGUGGACAUCACGUCUUCGUAAGCAGCAGUUCCUAUUGGACCGUCAGAUACGCGGCAUUCAGAGAGAGGAGGAGAAGGUUAAGCUCGAGCUGAAGAAAGCG
Medioppia subpectinata is the source of this 267-nucleotide messenger RNA. Lineage: Eukaryota; Metazoa; Arthropoda; Arachnida; Sarcoptiformes; Oppiidae. The record is from the annotation of a GenBank genome assembly.